This is a messenger RNA of Thyridium curvatum, 1896 nucleotides long. RefSeq lists its product as uncharacterized. NCBI's taxonomy places the organism in Eukaryota, Fungi, Ascomycota, Sordariomycetes, Thyridiales, Thyridiaceae. The transcript is spliced from 2 exons. Bases 1 to 1896 code for a protein of 631 amino acids. The record is from RefSeq and is a predicted model, not a curated record.
AUGGCUUUCACGCACCCAGUUAGUAUCGUUUCACGAUCUCACUCGAUGGCGGAGCAUGCCUUGUCUCCCCAUCAGCGCUCUUUUUCCUAUCCCCUCGAGGAUCUCAGAUCAGCGCAGACGAGGUUUGCUCUGCGGCAGUUGUAUGAUCUCCCCAAGAGCUGGCCAGCGGCCCUUGUGUCGCGCUGGGUCCACGAGUGUACACUUGAGCAUGCGUUGUGCCGCAACGAAGGAAGGAAGCCCAUUGCUGGGCUUUGGUUGAUCGACUGCAACACGCUGCAGAUUGUUCCAGCCCCAGCAGAACCUUCGUAUGUGGCGCUCAGCUACGUAUGGGGGAAAUUCCGCAAGACGCCGCAGGACACUCCGCACGGGUCGCUCCCCUCUCCUCUGCCGCUGCUUAUCUCGGAUGCCAUCGAGGUCUGUAGACAGCUCGGCUUCCAGUACCUGUGGGUUGACAAGUACUGCAUCGACCAGAAUAACCCUCAAGUCAAGCACAACCAGAUCCAGCAGAUGGACCUCGUCUAUCGCAACGGGCAGCUCACAAUCAUCGCAGCGGCCGGCAAGGAUGAGACCUACGGCCUCCCGGGUGUUUCCUCCUGUCCUCGGAGGACACUGCCCACCAGACAAAAAAGACCUCGUGCACUGUCUACCUCUGAAGACCCUGCUUGUGGUAUCAAGUGCUAUUGCGACGGCAACCUGUCUACGACUUCAACCAUUCUUGACGUCCAGCGAGCUGUGCUAAGGUCAAAGUGGUCGACACGGGGCUGGACAUACCAGGAAGGCAGCUUGUCCCGCCGUUGCCUUGCAUUCACCGACGAGCAGGUCUAUUUCGAAUGUGACAGCGGUAUCUGCUAUUGUGAGGCGCCCGGCACUGUUGAGACCAGCAGCGAGGCGGCCAUUGGCAUCUUCCGGACUCUCGUUCCGGAUCCGCGCAACUCGUUCGAUAGACAAUAUCUUGCGCUACUGGGUGCCAUCGAGGAAUACUCUAAGCGCGAGCUUACCUACGAUAGCGAUAUCCUUUACGCUUUUGCGGGGAUCAUGCGCAGAUACCAGAGUUUGUCGCCUAGCAUUAAGCAGAUCGCCGGCCUCCCAUUCAUUGUUCAGGAUGCACAAGGUGGGGUCUGUGAAAUAAACAUUGGAGACAGCGAUGAUAUCGAGGUUGAUCUCGAGAUGGAUGGUUCCUCGCCGCCGCCUCCAGUCCAUGAUCUUGACUGGGACCUCAAGCAACAGCUGAAGGACACGUCCUUCCCCUAUGGCCUCGCCUGGGCCCACAAGCAUAGCUGCUGGGAAGAGGAUCAUGUCAAGCCUCGGCGUCGUGGUCAGCUGCCCUCAUGGGCCUGGCCCGAGUGGGCAGGAGAGGUGACGUUUUGUUGGUGGGGAACCAUCAGGCUGAACGACUUCCAGCCUUUCAUUGAGGAUAUCAAGGUUGAGCUCAGGGAUGGCAAGGUCAUGCCGUACCAGGACCUGCCAUCCCCAGCCGCCGGAUGCCACCAGCAAGACGGGCAAACUCUGGCUCCGCAAGCCCUACUCUUCAAGAGUAUCCCCAUCCCUCCACGGCUCGUGGAUGUGAAGUGGGCUAAUCGUGAGAGAGUGGAGUGGUCCGUGUGCGGUUUCCGUACCAGCCUAUCGUUGAGCGCCGGAGCAGACAGCCCGUUUCGGUUCCGCAAGGACCUUGUGAAGCGGGGCCUGUUCGAGCUGGUGAUUCUAGGUGGCGAUGGCGACUGGAAGCCGCCGUCUCGCGAGCACAGCCUCCUUCUCGUCCUGGGCAGGCACGAUGAGGACUGGGUGAGGUGCGGUGUCAUGCGUGUGGACUGCAGCCUGAGGGAGUUGCUCGAUGCCCUGGUCGAGCAUGAUGUUUUUCCGUAUUAUGAAAGAAAAAAGGUCUACAGAGUUGAGUAG